AUGCCUGUAGCACCACAUGCUGCAGUUAUUCCAGGGAAAUACUACCACACAGCGUACACUGAGGCAAUCAACCUCUUGAAUUAUUCCGUGGUAGUAAUACCAGUCACCAGGGCAAGCAAGAAUGUGGACAAGGCGGACGAAGGCUUCGAGCCACUUAAUGAGACUGAUGCUAAGAACUGGGAAGCUUACAAUGCAGAUACGUAUGAUGGCGCCCCUGUCGGCUUACAAGUUGUUGGGGGCAAAUUUGAGGAGGAGAAGGUUUGGGCUGUCGCCAAAAUCGUGUCUAACAUAUUGCAUGGGCACAAUGAAUCAUGA
Molecule: messenger RNA, 315 nt
Organism: Bacidia gigantensis
Lineage: Eukaryota; Fungi; Ascomycota; Lecanoromycetes; Lecanorales; Ramalinaceae
Exons: 3
Coding region: 1-315 (104 amino acids)
Source: RefSeq, a predicted model, not a curated record